AUGCAAAAUUUCUUUGACGAUCUUCAAGAUGAAUGUCCUUGGUAUUAUUUUGACGGUUCUUACAAAGUGCUUCUGGGAUCGUGUCUUUUUGUAUUCGGUGUGUUCGGGGUACUGCUCAACGGUUGGCUUUUUGCCACAUUCAUUCACAGUCACCUACUCAUAUUCAGGAGUCACAUAUUGGUACUUAAUUUAUGCACAGCGUCACUCGGUCGAAAUCUUAUCGGAUUUCCAUUUGCAGGAUCUUCAGCUAUAGCAAAAAGAUUCUAUUACAUGGGCAAAGCAGUUCGUUUGGAAAGAAUAUUUUACAAAGGCGAAAUACAAAGGGAGCAGAAGCGACUAACGCAGAGCCUGCAUACGCUGUGUGUUACUACGUUGGCCUUAUGGAUUCCUGCUGGCAUCUUAGUAGGAUAUCAAUGGUUACCGUUACUUGUGUAUGGCUACAGAACUCACGUGCCACCAGCUUUGGCUGUGAUAGCACCUAUAGCGUCAGAGGCUGCAACCAGUCUACCUGUGCUAUGUUUUAUCGCUGGUGACGAAAGACUUCGUGCUGCACUACUUGGACGCAUGCGAAAACAUUAUGCUCUCCUUCGACCAGAGCGUGCCAAGCGUUACAAUAGAUCCUAG
Messenger RNA from Arctia plantaginis, 624 nucleotides. The record is from the annotation of a GenBank genome assembly. Lineage: Eukaryota; Metazoa; Arthropoda; Insecta; Lepidoptera; Erebidae.